Molecule: messenger RNA, 2413 nt
Organism: Gossypium raimondii (Peruvian cotton)
Lineage: Eukaryota; Viridiplantae; Streptophyta; Magnoliopsida; Malvales; Malvaceae
Exons: 2
Coding region: 160-2280 (706 amino acids)
Source: RefSeq, a predicted model, not a curated record
AUAAUUCCCCUCUUUCAACUGUCUUCAAUUCCAUGAAAUUAUUUUCCAAGAAAGCUUCCUAAAAGAAUGUAUGUUUCUCCAAAUUUACAGUCAAGAUAUGGGGUGGAUGGUAUUGGAUUAGAUAUUUGUUGAAGUUUACUGGAAAAUAGCAGUUGAGCGAUGCUAUUUGCAAUUGCCAUCUCUCUACUUUAUGUAGAGAUUAAGGACUCAGUCUUGAAGAGGUUGUUCUCUGAAAUUGUCAAAAAAUUUUGGAGUAAAUGGGAGCUUCGUUCUAUGGUUAUGUUGAGUCUUAUUCUUCAAUUUCUUCUUGUUUAUUUCGGGAGGAAACGAAAGAAAUAUACUGGAAACUGGGUGCCAUUGAUAGCAGUAAUUGCUUGGCUAAUAUAUCUCUCAGCAGAUUGGAUGGCGACCCUUGUGCUUAGUACCCUUCUUCGAGGCAGCUCCGAAUUAAAAGAAGGACUCAUUGUCUUUUGGACCCCUUUUCUUCUAUGGCAUCUCGGCAGCCCUUACAAUAUCACUGCUUACUCUUUGGAGGACAAUGAGCUUUGGUUGCGCCACUUUCUUGGAAUGUUCUUCCAAAUCGGCGAGGCGAUUUAUAUUUAUGUGCGGUUUCGAUCGAAUACCAUGCUAAAUGCUAUGGCUAUUCUGUUGUUCAUUGGGGGAGUUUUAAAGUAUCUGGAAAGGAUAUGGGCUCUUAGAUGUGCAAAUCCCAAGCAGCUCAUGAAGUACUUUUACUCUGCCCCGAAAACGGAAAAUCCAAGCACUAGCGACAGUGCUGCUAGAAGUGAAAUGAGAGAAAUGAUCCGAACCGGCCUUUUUGAUCCUUCGGAAAAGAGAGGUUUUAUAGGAGAUCCAAGGAUUACUUCGGAAGUAAGGUUUCUUCGGGAGGUAGACUCAGCGUUUGAAGUUUUCAAGCCUCUGUUUACUGAUCUCCCGUUUCAGAUCUCGAAAGCAUUUCACGAUGAAAUGGUCUACCUCAAUCCUAGUACAAGGACAGCAGCCGAGGCCUUCAAUUUUGUCAAGAUCGAACUCGAAUUCCUUUACGAUUUGCUCUACACCAAGAACCCCCUACAACACAGACACCAUAUUGUGAGCUUAGCUCUUCGUUGCAUCUGUUUUUUCUCUCUUCUUUCAGUGCUGAUAGCUUUUUCAGUUCUCUAUCGCAAGAUCGAAGAUUCGACCGUUGAUGUUGUCGUCACCUACACGCUGCUGUUAGGAGCGGUUUGGCUCGAGAGCUAUUCAUUUUACAUGCACAUUCGUUCCAAGUGGACGAUUCUCAGGUACGCUGUUAGAGGACACAAAAGGCUUAAGCUAUACUAUCGGCUUGUUCAAAACAGGUUACAUUUGAUCAAGUCGCAGGAGGGAAUACAAAAAAUGGCACAACAUGAUUUUUUAGAGUAUUGCGUGAAGGCCAAGGCAAACCAAUUUGCUCAGAUCUUAAAGUUUAUUGACCCCGGUGACCUUUUGCAGAAGUUUUGGUACACGAAGUGGAAGGAAGUUGAUAUCGAGUUAAAGAAGUUCAUCUAUAAUCACCUGAAUGAGAAGCGUUCCAAGUUCGAAAAAGGUCGGUUUAAGCUUGAGUGCCUGGAGAAGAUUUUGGCGGAGAGAGGUGACAAUGUUCUCCAAGAGAAAGGCUUUGAUCCAGAUGAGAAGGAUGAGUAUUGGAAAUUGAAAACCACAGAUUUCCCCCGUCAAAUCUUCGUGUGGCACAUCGCUACCUCCCUCGUUUAUUACAACGAUCUCUCGAAGCAUCGGAGGAGCACGUUGUUCAAUCCGGUUUGUGAAAGCAGCAAAUCUUUGUCCGAUUACAUGAUGUAUCUGGUAUUGGUUCGACCUACAAUGCUGCCGAAAGGGUUCAGUGACAUAGUGAACAAAGAAACUUACCAACAAACCCAGAGAAUAUCUCCGAAGAAAAAGAUGAAAGUUUCCAUGGAGGAAUUCAAUGAAGCAUUACUGUCCUUUGGGUGUAAUAAACUUUCUGAAAAUGGGGCAUUAUGGGAUGGAAUCAAAUUUGCGAAGCAAUUACAAAGCUUGGUUCGUGAAGAGAGGUGGGAUCACGAGGAGAAGUGGAAAAUGAUAAGCGAAGUGUGGAUGGAGAUGAUGGUCUAUGGUGCAAGUCGAUGCACAUGGGAGGAACAUGCACAACAAUUGAGGCAUGGUGGUGAGCUACUCACUCAUGUUGCUCUUAUUAUGGCUCAUCUUGGUUUAACUACUCAAGUCCAAAGGCUUGAAAAAUCAGCUGAUCAUCCUAUUGCUUCUGCAUUUCCCACCCCUUUUUAAACUUUUUCUUUUAUGAUUUUAAGUGUAUCGAUUUGAUUUUCAUUACUGCUAAUUAAAAUUUAUUUUAAUUUAAAUUCUACCCUACGUGGAUAUUAUCUAAAUUUAUUUUAAUCUAAAUCCAAUUAUAUUUUAA